AUGCCUCUAACGCAACUUCCACCAGAGAUACUCCUUCAAAUUGGGCAUAUGAUCCACAAAGAAUCAGAUCUUGCUUCUUUCGUCCAAGUCAAUCGUGGUCUAUACCAAACGCUCGUAGCACAACUCUACCUACGCAAUGCAAAAGACUCAGGCGGAACAGCAAUUCUCCAUGCAGCCAGCUCAGGAAAUUGUUUCGCCCUACAGAAAGCCCUUCAAGCCUGGACAGAUGCUAAGAGUCCCGCUAAAUUGCCUGUUAAACCCGACCAGCCGUUGCUUCUAGCAGCGAAAAAUGGCAAUCUACCUGCGGUGAAAAUGCUUUUAGACUAUGGUAUCGACCCGAAUGUUCGAGGCCAGAAAAAAUGCACGCCUCUUAUCGCGGCGAGUCAAUAUGGGCAUACAGCCGUGGUUGCGACACUCCUGGCACACCCGAAUAUCAAAAAGAACGUUUACUCACUGGGCCAAAUAACUCCGAUUAAUAUCGCUACACAAAACGGCCAUACUGAAAUCGUGAAGAUGCUGCUAUCCUCUGGUGCUAAUGCAGGAUUUGCGCGAGAAAAUGGACUAGCCCCUCUUCAUAGCGCUAUCCGAAAUAAAGAUCUUGACUUAGUUCGUCUUCUUGUGAACCGGAAAAACGUUGAUCCUAACGCUAUCUUUGCGGAGAGUCGCUUUUCCGAUCUUACUCCGUUACAUAUCGCAGUUAAGACAAAUGAAGAGGAGCUGGUCAAGAUUCUACUUACGGAUAAGCGGAUCAAUCCAGACAUAAUUGCGCACCCGCUUUCCCAAACACCUUUGUUAGACGCUGUAAUAAAGGACAACGAGGUGAUGGUUCGCCUUUUACUCGAAGCCGGGGCAAGAAAAGAGAUCAAAGAUCGCUCAGGUCUAUCACCUGCUAUGUUACUUGAUGCAGCAAGUGCAAAUGAUCGCAGUGAACUCCUUGGAGCCCGGGCAUGGUUUAUUACAGAUUUACCUCCACUUGGUACGCUGACACGCGAUCGUCCGCCUCAAGACAACCCUUAG
This is a messenger RNA of Penicillium pulvis, 1017 nucleotides long. Its product is annotated as ankyrin repeat domain-containing protein. The transcript has a single exon. NCBI's taxonomy places the organism in Eukaryota, Fungi, Ascomycota, Eurotiomycetes, Eurotiales, Aspergillaceae. The record is from RefSeq and is a predicted model, not a curated record. Gene Ontology annotation, molecular function: protein binding. The coding region runs from base 1 to 1017 and encodes 338 amino acids.